CGGUUCAAAUUUUGAUCCAGGAAAACUUAAGAUUUUCGGUGAUAAUUCUGCAUAUUAAUAUCUAAACCGGAAUAGAUUUAAAGUGAAUCAAGUGCGACUGCCAAUUAGGCGGUUACAGGGUGGGUGUUGGACAGGGACGCGCGUUUUCUGUUUUGUUUUUUUGAACAAGAGCGCAACGGACAUGACAGUUUAACGACGCGAAGUUUUGAAAGUUGUUUUCGUUGGUUGAGGAUUGUUUUGUUGAUUCUCGGAUAAUGUGAUAUGAUUUUGAUUCAGUGUUGAGAGGAGUUUGAAAGCUUUAAACAUGCCUAGGAUAAGGAAACGACUGAAAAGUGAUGACGGCCCGCGGGCACCCCCUAAACCUACACCUGCUGCGCCUGAGGCAAUCGCCUUGGGGCCAACCGUUCCGGAGCUGUCGAUAGUGGUCUCAGCAGAUCCUGCUUCAGGAUUUUAUGUCCUUCAGCCAACCGCGGUUCAGAUCGGUGGCUGUUCCGGGACUUCUUCUGGCGGGACGGGGCAUCCAACAGGGACUAUACCGAAGAAAAUGAAGAAACCUUCUGUGUCGGAAGAAGCCAAAUGUCCGGAAAGUUCUUCUGCUGGUGAUCCUCCUGAUCUUGAUUUGCUGAAGCAGUUUGGACACAUUGUACACAACGACCCCAAUGCGUCGUUUAUUAUUUUUGAUGCGGCACCUAUGAGGGAACGUGCAGAACAACUCGAAGCAUCCAAGUCCUUGUUGAAGAUGUCACAGGGUACAAUGGCGUCAUUUGCUGAGAUAAAGGCGCCGCCACUGCCGACAGUUGGCCAGCCGCCAUCUAAGCAUCCAAGUGUACCUGAAGUGUCGGUGGUUUUCGAUAGUAACAAUAAUGAGUCUUUGGUUCCGGCAAAACCGCGCAUUUAUCCCGAAAGUAUAAACGAGAGUGUGAAUCAGCUGAAGGCGCAAAUUGAGCAACGUUUUCAGGAGAUGGCUGAAUGUCCAUCGGAAUUACCAAAAAACAAUAAAAGUGUGAGAGUGGUUAUUAAACGCAAUCGUGGUGUUCAAGCUACCCCUAAUGUACGUGAUAAAUAUACUCAAGUUCAGGUUGAACGACGGCCACCAUUGAAGACUCGUGCGGGUAAGAUAUCUUCCAAUGAUUUCAAACAAUCAUCAUCUUCACAAAAUUGCCAAGAACCUGUGGAUCCGCUUAACGAUCCCACAGAAAGACGGUUAACUCGCGAAAUGGUGCUAAAAGCGCUCGAUGAAUUGAACUGCAUAUUUGCAAUGCCACGACCUGCCACAUACAAUUCCGAUGAGGAAACCAGUAGCAUUUCUGAUAUGUCCAUUGAUUCCGCGGUAACAAAGGAAUUUCCAGAUAUCGGAACGGCUGACAAAGUUGAACACAAGACUGAGGGGGUAAAUCAUCCAAUUCCGGCGAAAGAUCGAAGUCUGGCAAUGAAAGAAUUGGCUGCGAAAUAUCUACCAAAGUGGAAGCAAAAGCUACUCUUUCAGGAUGAGCUCCCAUUGUACGAUCCAACAAAACCUGGGUGUUCUACCCAGGCCCAACAAAAUGUGUUCAAAACUGAUACGAAAGGUCUAAUUGAUCAGAUAAAAUCGAUGAAAAUCAAUCAACCAAGUGAUGAUGAUAGUUCUGAUCAUUACGAUUCAAUUCGUACUCAGAUUUUUACGUCCUCCGCGGCUGCAGGUGUUCAAAGUCCAUUGGACAAAUGUGAGGAUACCACAGACAAUGAACAGCCAAAUGUGAGGCUUUUUCAUAAGACUGUUGUUGAUCGGGCGGAUCUUGAGAAAAUUUGUGAUAUUCCAAUGGCAUUAUGUCGUGAGGAAAAGGAGCUACUGAAAGCAUAUCGAGAAAAAAAGACUAUUUUUGUACUUAAGUAAGGAAGGGGUGGGAUUAGUAGCUCGCGGCCGUCUUCCUGCUUUCCUAUGAGACUUGAUUUUUCCUUAGUUUCCUGAUUUCCCAUGAGACUUGAUUUUUCCUUAGUUUCCUGAUCUCCCAUGAGACUUGAUUUUUCCUUAGUUUCCUGAUUUCCCUUAGUUACUUGAUUUCUCCUUUAGUUGGAAGUUAGGGGAGUUUAUUGCAAUUCGUUUGUUUCUAAUUCGUUUCUUUGUGUUCCUUUUUUUUCCAACUUGUUAAUGUUCCCAAUGGCAGUGGAUCCCGAACGGUCUACUCCUUUGAAUUAUUCUGUUUAAUUUGAGAUCCUGCAUUUCUUUUAAUGUAGCAAUUGUGAUAAUAAAAAUACAUAUACAUAUUUAUAUAUAUUUUUCUAGGCUAGCAAAUUGAAAUAGUGUGAAUAAGCUGCCAAGCUUUCUCAAAAGAAAACUUGUUACUAAAUUGUAAAGUUAUAAAUUUGGUAUUUAUCAAAAUUCUUUUAUGGAUUUAAUACAAAUUUAACAUCCAUUUUUAUUGAAUUGACUGUGGUUUAAUGGACCAUUGAAUUGUGUCCUAAUUGUCUCUAAUGAUUCGUAAAUUUUCGUCUUGGUCAUAAUUUUUUUCAUCUUUGUUAAUUGAAUUUCUAAAUUUCGAGUAAUAAAAUUUGGCUCAAAA
This is a messenger RNA of Hermetia illucens (black soldier fly), 2540 nucleotides long. RefSeq lists its product as uncharacterized. The record is from RefSeq and is a predicted model, not a curated record. The coding region runs from base 305 to 1873 and encodes 522 amino acids. NCBI's taxonomy places the organism in Eukaryota, Metazoa, Arthropoda, Insecta, Diptera, Stratiomyidae. The transcript is spliced from 5 exons.